UCCUCUCUCUGUACUUGCCCCUUCGAGCCUGUGUUUUUUUCCCUUUUAUUUUCUGCUAAAUAUAUUUCAUUUUUUUUCUAGGGUUAGGGUUUUGGGAGCGAAUCUGCACCAAAAUUGGAAGCAAAUGGUGCAGAAAUUCGCUAUGAGAUCGGAGAGCUCCCACCUUUACCCUAUUCCCCUCUCUCAAUUGCCCGAUUCGUGCUUGCCAUGAACUAGGGUUUGUGCUUUCCCUCUCUGGGAUAGUAGUGCUAGUAUGGAGAUGUAUAAUGGUUCGGAUAAUGGACCUACAGAAACUUACAUGAUGCCUGGCACUGUUCCGAACCCCCAACUAACAUUAUUUCAACCUUUGGAAGGGGUUGAUUAUAUCACUAAUGAAGUUGCUCCUGAGGUUACUUAUGAACAAGGACUAUACUACCCUGCUACCAACUAUUAUGGGUACUAUAGUACAGGUCUUGAGCCGCAACGUGAAUGGGUUGACCAGCAGAGAUUUUUUGGUUUAGAUGGUCAAGAGCUUCAUUAUGCAGUUCUGCAAACUGAAAGCUCUCCAUAUGUAUAUUAUUCACCUAGCUAUGGAUAUGCACAGCCAUCUUAUAAUCCUUACAAUCCUUACUCACCUUGUGCUGCCAUUGGUCUUGAUGGAUCAAAUAUAGGAACACAACCACAACCAUAUUUCUCUGAUCCUUCAUAUCAGCUACCAAUCUCAUCACCUGCUGCUUACAUUCCGGUAAUCCUCCAGCCUCAUUCAGAUGCUGCCCCAAAUAUCUCUAUGACCCCUACAGUUUUGGGCUCUAUUUCAUCGAGUAGACAAGUCACUGCCAAUUCAAAGUCAAAAUCAUGUGCAUCUUCAAAUGGGGGAGCCACUUCUCAAGGCACUGCUUCGAGGAUCCUAAAAUCUGAGUUGUCGGGAUCUUCAACACCGGGACAGGGAAGGACUCCUGGUUUGACACAAGUGACAGAUUCCCAUGGUAGUGUUUCAUCGGUUCAAAAUCCAUCAAAAGUCCCAUCGGUCAACUUCCCCCAAAACUUUGGAUCCACUGUUCAUGGCUGGACAACAGUUGACAGGUUAAGGCCAAGGUUCCAAUUUAAUGCAGCAGUGAAGAAUGGGAGUGGAAACUCAGACUUUCUGGGUGAGCAAAAUAGAGGGCCUCGAACAAACAGAUUAAAAGGCCAACCAGCAUCUGCAAGUACUAUUGGACUUUCAAUAAGCAAAGCUGGCGGUAAUAAUGCUCAGGAAGCCAUUAUUAUUAGAGCCGAUCAAUACAAUAAGGAUGACUUCCCUCUUGACCAUCCAGAUGCCAAGUUUUUCGUUAUAAAAUCGUACAGUGAGGAUGAUGUGCAUAAAAGUAUCAAAUAUAAUGUGUGGUCAAGCACCCCUAACGGCAACAAGAGGUUAAACAGUGCAUAUGAGGAUGCACAAAGAAUAUCUACCGGAAAAGUCAAGAACUGCCCCAUUUUUCUGUUCUUUUCUGUUAACGCAAGUGGGCAAUUCUGUGGUGUUGCUGAAAUGACUGGCCCUGUUGAUUUUGACAAUGAUAUGGAUUUCUGGCAGCAAGACAAAUGGACUGGUAGCUUUCCUGUUAAAUGGCACAUAAUAAAGGAUGCUCCAAACACUAGCUUUCGGCAGAUCCUAUUAGAGAAUAAUGAAAAUAAACCUGUAACUAAUAGCAGAGACACCCAAGAGAUAAUGUAUGCACCGGGCAUGAGUAUGCUAAACAUCUUCAAGGAUAGCCCCCUGAGCACAUCGAUCCUUGAUGAUUUUAUGUUUUAUGAAGAGCGGCAGAAGAUUAUGCAGGAAGAGAAGUCUAGAUUUACAGGAAGAAGCUACAAAACUUACAUUCCUGCAAUUGUUUCUGCCGAGAAGUCCAGUGAUUCAGCUGGGCAGAGUGGUUCCUCUGAUCAGAUUGCAAAAGGGGACGGAGGUCAAGCGAGUGUAACAUCUGGUCAACCUCUGAAUGCUGAUGUCGAGCUAACCGAGUUUAAACAUAAUAAGAGUUCAGGUAGUGAUGGCCCAAUUGAACUUGAUGCCCUUGAGUCAUUAAAUGCUGUGAAAGAUCUUAAUCCUGAUAAAAAGGAGGAUGCCAACUAUUUGAGUUCUGUUAUGAAAAUGAAGUCACUACCGCUCUGUGGUAAAGAAGAUGAAACAGAGGCCAUUAUGAAAGAAAAAAGUACUCAAAGUGAUGUCGUCACUGUUGGUUCAAUGCACAUCAAGGUAAAUGGAACUGCUGAGGCUGCCUCUGAGGUUACAAAUAUAGGAUCUACUAUUGAAUCCAAGACAAUGAAGCUUGAUGAUAACAAAGGUCCUAUAUCUGAGGACAGUGCAUCGCUGAAAUGAUGUUUGUGCAUUAUGUGGGUUUAUGUACAUCAGCAAGUUAAGUGUGUUCUCAUCUUCAAAGUUUCUGAAACCAACCUAUAGAAUCUGUUGUUACCUUUCCGAUAUUCAUGUUUCUGUGUUAAAUCUGACCCUGGCAUUAAGCUCAGUUUGGCAGAGUUUGUUCACCAUUUGUUGUUUCUCCGUUUAGCUCUCGUGUUAAGGUGAUUGGUCUAGAGGGAUGGGGGAUAUACUUUUUCUUCUUUGUUUUCGUUAUUUUAAUGUGGAAGUUUACAGAAUGUAACCUCUUCUAUUACUAUGUUACAACAUCGACAAAUCCAAAUACAAAUGCUACAAUUAUUCUCUUUUAAAUUUGAA
Messenger RNA from Asparagus officinalis (garden asparagus), 2686 nucleotides. RefSeq names its product YTH domain-containing family protein 1-like. Gene Ontology annotation, cellular component: cytoplasm. The record is from RefSeq and is a predicted model, not a curated record. Gene Ontology annotation, molecular function: mRNA binding. The transcript is spliced from 9 exons. Bases 254 to 2332 code for a protein of 692 amino acids. Lineage: Eukaryota; Viridiplantae; Streptophyta; Magnoliopsida; Asparagales; Asparagaceae. Gene Ontology annotation, biological process: mRNA destabilization.